AUGCUCAGCCAAGAUGCCAGAGACAACUUUCUCCACCGCUGCUGUGUGCAAAUAUCGUCUGAUCUUAGCAAUGAGACAGUACUGGCGUCGGAAAUACAGCAUACACUUCGUUUCGUGAAUGAACAUGCUCAGGCACAUCCCAAGGAGAUUACUCGGGCACUAGUGUGGCGUGUUGUAGACACGGAAAAGACUGAACUGGACGAUCGUGUGGGGGCAUGGCUUCUGCUUAAUGCCGUGUUGAUGUAUUGCACCGAAGAGAAACGUUUGCACCUCUGCGCUUCAAUCAUCGAAGAGAUAAACUCAUUCCUCCCAGACCUCAUUGCCCACCACUGGUGUUUUGGGCGCAACACGUCGCGGUUAGACACUCUAGGUGCCAACGGGGGUUCUACCAACGGGGAAGAUGUGCUCGAUGCGUAUGGUCCCGGAGUGGUGGCCGCUUUAUUUGCUGAUAAGAAUGCGUCACCGUCGCGGUCCAAAGAGUUACGCAGCAAGGGCCUUGAGCUCCUUGAAACGUGGAAGAAGGUGUGGAGGGGUGAUGUUUAUCAGCGGCUCAAGCAAGCCACCCGUACGGCGGAACAGAGGGGAUCGAAGGCAACAAAAGAUGGAUCGGAGCGGCUUCGCGUUCCUCCCGAUUUUAGAGACAGCCUCCAUCGUCUUCGACGUCGAAAAUCACGGCCGUCUUUAUCGCAUCAUUUGCUUAGGUGCUACGGAUGGACACCCCCUGCUCCAGCGGCGGCAGAAGCUCCAGUCCAGGAAUCUGGUGAUGUUGCCGCUGCUGGUGCGGUGAUGGGAGACAUCGCCCCAAUGAGCAACAGCAGCUACAUCAAGACCUGCCUUCCUGUACCCGCGUCCACAGUGGAGGUUGAUGCGUUAGAUACUGUCAUGCACCCACACGCACGGAUGUGGUUACACGAACUGGUAGAAAAAAAAGGUGGCUGCCCUCGGUGUGAUGUGUGGACGCAUACGGAGGCACAAUGUCCCUGUGAACGACCGUUUGUGCGGUUCCCCAUGAUCACGGCAAACGGUCAGCAGAAUAACUAUCGCCGCUCUCACUAUUAUAGCUUGCUUCAAAAAGACCGUGGAGGUGUGUCUCGCAGGAAUGCGGCGGAAAUAUUAUUUAAGCAUAGAAUUCGGCUUCCCCUCGUAUACGAGGAGGCGCUGGACUGUAUUGUGAAUCUAAUUAAAAAUGCCGAGCCGUACGACCAAUUGCUCGAUGCGUUUGAUACCGUGCGGGGUGCCACCACUGGCCCGCGCGAGCGACAUGCGAUGUGGAUUCACGCAAGCUAUGGUAUCCUGCCCUCCUCUACAGUAUUUGGUAAACCGAAUGACGAGGCUCUAAGCCCUGCGAUGGAGCGUGUGCAUGGAUUCCUAAAAAAAAGUCGUCGCUUCCGAGAGUGGGAUCAGCUGCUGCAGAGCGUAGAGGUGCUGGACAUCCACUUUCGUCAAGCGAAAUUACCGGCUCAAAUGUACCAAAGCAUAAAGGAAGUGCAAGAAACAAAUUCAUUCUUUCACUGCCUUAUUGACGGCUCCCUUCCGGAGGAAUACCCCCCGGACUUGUAUGCAUGUGUACCAACGGAAGUGCAACUACUACGACCCGUAAAAGAUAUACUCUGCUACAACUGCUUAGAGCCUUUUCAUGCUGCUACCCACUGCACGAGAAGAAAGGAACCUUGGGAUUUGCAUGUUGCACGGAACCUGCUAAAGGAACAUAACCUUUUGGCGAUGAAAUACCCAGAGGAAAGCCAUCUUCUUGAGGAGGCUCUUAAAGCCAUUGAUAUGAGUGACCGAAAGGCAAAACGUUUCCGCAAGGAUGAGCUUUUUCUUGCUGUAAAGCUGAUUAACGACAACCGGAUUCCAUACUGCAAAACUUGUGAUGCUAUGGGGCACGGUACCCGUUGGUGUGAAGUGGAGGCACGUCGGGUGUUGGAGCAGCAUCAUUUGAAGGUGAUCGAUAUACGACUUAAUCCGGGUUUGGUGCAAGACCGAAUUCAACGUUUGCGGGCUGACCGUAACGUACGAGAUUCCUCUCGGCUGUCGGAUGCGUGGGAGGUCCUGGGAAAAGAUAAAGCAUACCCGGAGAGUUUCCUGACGGCGAUUAAAGAACUCACAGACGCACGUAUUCCUCUUGCUGCCGCCCGUUACAGUACAGCUACCGUUCGGGCAUUCCUACUGUAUGUUAAAUCAAACGAUCUUCUUCAACACCUUGCACAGUUGCAAGUUGAUAACUUUCCAGAUGUAUGUCUCUUCUGUGAUUCCUACUACCAUGCCUCUGAGGACUGUGAGAAGGCGAAGGACGAGGAGCGUGGCUUUCUCCGCGAGGUGCGCUAUAAUGGCUUGACCUUAUGGGAAUACUUGCGCAAGGAAGAGUGGUACAACAGACACUUCCCAACUGAUUUUACCAAAGGCCAAGAGGCGGUCGUUAGGUUGGCGAACCAAUUCAAGGAUGAUUAUAGCCCAGGAGGUGUUGGGCGUAGGAUGUUCGAGGAGUAUCACAACCUUUCUAACACUUUUGUGGAUCGACGAUAUGGAGAGAACUCGAAACAUGCUGCGGUUUUAGCCCACGAGAGUCGACAUCAACAUAACAAAUGGAACCUGGGCAUUAACCACGCCCCCAAUCCACUUGAUACGCCCUUAUCCCAGUUAGUGCUUUGUUCUGAUGCCGAUGCCGGGGGUGAGCAGGUGCCUUCAGAUGAAAUUGGGGUACUGGAGAUGAACAGUAGUUUUGUUGAGGCAAAUAUCAAUAGCAACGGCAGCAGCAACCAGGUGGACAACUUUUCGGGUUACAAUCGUGGCGGUCUCUUGGAGACUCCAAAUAUAGGCGAGCUUAUGCCUAUUGGAAGCGAUGUAGAAGGAGGAAUGCGCAGGUCAUUGUUACCACCACCGGUACAAGAAAUAGAAACCUUCACUACAAGUGCUUUAAUGGAGCCAAGUAAAAAAAGGAGUCGUGAGGCUGAUGGAAAUGACUUUGGCGGCGGUGAAUCACUUUUUUAA
This is a messenger RNA of Trypanosoma brucei brucei TREU927, 2991 nucleotides long. RefSeq lists its product as hypothetical. The record is from RefSeq and is a predicted model, not a curated record. The coding region runs from base 1 to 2991 and encodes 996 amino acids. The transcript has a single exon. Lineage: Eukaryota; Euglenozoa; Kinetoplastea; Trypanosomatida; Trypanosomatidae.